AUGUCUAUACAAAAUGCGCCUGUCAGAGCAGCACAAUGGCUCGGUCGCGAACUGGGGCUUGCGACUAUGAAACAAGCCGGAAAAGAUGUGUACAUCAUCAUCCUGGCGCGUUACAUCCGUCUUUUCGCAUAUGGCAGUGUGGCGCUCAUCCUGGCACUCUUCUUUCAAGAGCAAGGCUUCUCAGACGAACAGAUCGGACUAUUCAUGUCAUUGACGUUGUUGGGAGACGUAGUCGUCAGCCUUCUUCUUACCCUCGUCGCCGAUACACUUGGACGACGUCGCACUUUACUCCUCGGAGCGGUGUCUAUGGCCAUAUCUGGCGCUGUGUUCGCCACAACGAGUAACUAUGUUGCUUUGCUUCUCGCAGCUAUCAUCGGUGUUAUCAGUCCGAGCGGAAACGAGAUCGGGCCGUUCAGAGCCGUCGAAGAGUCGACGUUGGCGCAUCUGGUGGCUGAGGACAAGAGAUCAGAUGUGUACACUUGGUACGUCGUCCUGGCUGUACUGGGCACGUCAACGGGUUUGGCCGUUGGUGGAGUGGCUGUCGACAACUUGCAAGCUAUCGAGGGUUGGACGGAUCUGGAUGCGUAUCGUGCGAUAUUCUGGAUCUACACCGGUGUUGGUUGUAUCAAGGCUUUGAUGACACUCUUUUUGAGCCAGAGAUGCGAACAUAGCGACUGGAACGAUGAACGCAACAAACCCGCUGCAUCGCCCGAGACCGAACCAUUACUGAACGGUCACGAAACCGAGGAUUCAAGCACUGCGGCACGGGAACCAUCCCCUAAAAAGUCCAAGAGAUUCUGGCAUUCUCUUAGCAAGAUUUCCAAGUCAAGUCGCAUCACUCUCAUCAAGCUAUGCAGCUUGUUUUUUCUAGAUUCCUUAGGCUCUGGGAUGGUUCCGUUCAGUUUGAUCAACUACUACAUGGAACGCAAAUUUGAUCUGCCAAAGGGCAAGUUAGGCGGCAUCAUGUCUGCAACGUGGUUUGUAUCGACACUUGGUAACGUCUUCGCUUCAAGUCUAGCGAAACGUCUCGGCUUGAUUCAAGCCAUGGUCUUUACUCACUUACCUUCCUCUAUCUUCCUUGCGCUACUCCCGGUUCCUUCAGGCCUUGCUCUAACUAUAUGUCUUCUUGUUGGCCGCUCAGUGCUCAACUCUAUGGACCAAGCGCCACGAUCAGCCUUCCUCUCGAUCGUCGUCUUACCCGGAGAGCGCACAGCUGUUAUGGGAGUCGUGAACAUACUCAAGACGCUGUCUCAGAGCAGUGGACCAAGUGUCACUGGUGUACUUGCUGGGAACAAUCAUUUCUGGGUCGCAUUCGUUGCAGCGGGUAGCUUGAAAGCGACUUACGAUUUGCUGCUACUCGCGUUCUUUGGCGGAAGGGUACAACCGCGGAAGGAGGAACCUGUACCCGAAGUAGUCAGGGGCGUCGAAGAGCAUGACAAUGUUGAACAGCCAGUGGACGUACAGAGGACGGCUUGA
Alternaria postmessia is the source of this 1476-nucleotide messenger RNA. RefSeq lists its product as uncharacterized. Lineage: Eukaryota; Fungi; Ascomycota; Dothideomycetes; Pleosporales; Pleosporaceae. The transcript is spliced from 2 exons. Gene Ontology annotation, biological process: transmembrane transport. Gene Ontology annotation, molecular function: transmembrane transporter activity. Gene Ontology annotation, cellular component: fungal-type vacuole membrane. The coding region runs from base 1 to 1476 and encodes 491 amino acids. The record is from RefSeq and is a predicted model, not a curated record.